Camellia sinensis is the source of this 854-nucleotide messenger RNA. Its product is annotated as plant/protein (Protein of unknown function, DUF538). The record is from RefSeq and is a predicted model, not a curated record. NCBI's taxonomy places the organism in Eukaryota, Viridiplantae, Streptophyta, Magnoliopsida, Ericales, Theaceae.
CACACCACUCCCACCACUACAUCAUCACCAGCUUAAAAACUCAGCACAACAAAAAGCAAAAACACAAAAAACCCAAAAACACAAACACAAAAACAAAAACAUGUCUCUGAUCACAGAAGAGGCCAAAGCAAAAGCAGAGUUCUACCAAGGAAACGACCUAUGCCAAGAGAAAUCAAAGGUCUUGCUCAAAGAAUUGGGUUUGCCCAACGGUCUCCUUCCAUUGGAGGACAUGGAAGAGUGUGGCUAUGUCAGAGAAACCGGUUUUGUGUGGCUUAAACAGAAGAGGAAGACCGAGCACAAGUUCGAGAAGAUUGGCAAACUCGUGUCGUAUGCGACCGAGGUCACUGCCUAUGUCGAGCCAAAUAAGAUCAAGAAGCUGACCGGUGUCAAGACUAAGGAGCUCUUGCUUUGGAUCACUCUCAGUGAUAUAUAUGUCGAUGAUCCGCCGACCGGGAAGAUCACUUUUCAGAUUCCGGCUGGGCUGUCCAGGACUUUUCCCGUGUCGGCUUUCGAGGUGGAAGAGGGGCCGGCGAAGGCGGAGGUUGGUGGUGGAAAUGUAAGUGUUACUGCUGCUGCUGUUGCUGCUCAAGUGAAGGAAGUUUGAGGCAAUUUAAAAGGUAUAUUUAUUUAUGCUGUGUUUAGUAUAAAGUUGUUUUAAAAGGUGGAUGAAGGGUCAAAUCAAAAAAAAAAAAUGUGGGUAAGUAUGUCCAUUUUGUUUUAAAGGUGGAUGAAGGAUCAAAUCAAAAAAAAAAAAAGUGGGUAAGUAUGUCCAUUUUGCUGAUCAUGGAAAACUGUUGGUGGUGGUGGUGCUGAUGAUGCUAAUAAAGAUCAAUUUAGAAUUUAGAUGAUUAUUA